This is a messenger RNA of Salpingoeca rosetta, 6046 nucleotides long. RefSeq lists its product as hypothetical. Gene Ontology annotation, molecular function: microtubule binding. The transcript has 9 exons. The coding region runs from base 881 to 6046 and encodes 1721 amino acids. Lineage: Eukaryota; Choanoflagellata; Craspedida; Salpingoecidae. The record is from RefSeq and is a predicted model, not a curated record.
CGGCAGUGAGCAAGAGCCAAUCAGAGCAGGGUGGCGGAGCAAAGCAACACGCGAAGCAAGCAACACGCGAAGCAAGCACACUCACACGAAACAAGGAGGAAGACAAGCAAGAAGAACAAAGCCGCACUGCAGUGCACUGCGCAUUCACCCACCCACUCAGCAGCACGCACUGGCUGACCGUGAGUGAAGCGCAGCAGAGGUCGCAGAGGAAAGCGAGCACCCGCAGCCACAAUCCCAAUCCAGCAAGAGACACGACCGAGCAAACAGCAGAGCAAGGUCGGCGUGCAGCCAGGCAGAGGAGGAGGAGAAAGUUCUCCCCCCACCCACCUGCUCCCAAGCACCAUAACCGCAACCAUGUCGUCUGACGACUCGCCAAUCGACGUGGCUGCGCUCUCGCGAAAGGCAGAGCAGAUUAUCCGCGAGCUGGCAGAAGGCCAGGAGACGUUCGACUUCACAGAGGAGGUUGCCGAGUAUGAGAACACAAUCUCCUCGCAACGCAAGCAGCUUGACACCUUGUACCAUUGGCUCGCCGAACACGCACCCGACGGCUCAUGGAAGGAGGGCCUCGAUGCAGAGUCGCUCAGUAACAUUGCGGUUGUGGAAGGCCUGCACGGGCGCAUCGCGGAGCUGCGGAGAAAGCUGAGGGCCCGCCAACGCCGCCAACAAGGAGCAGCAGGACGACAUUGCGCAUCUGAAGCAGCAGCUGGAAGCAGCAGAGCAGGCCGCCGCCGCCGCCAAGAAGGAGGCCGAGGUGCUCCGGGCAGAGUCGCUCAAGCAGGAAGAGGCGGCAGCAGCGGCGGCAGCAGCGACCAACGGCGACACCAAGCGCCUCGCAGCCGAACUCGCCGCCGUCAGGGACGAGCUGCACCACAGCAAAGAGAUGCGGACGAAAGAGCGCGAGGCAUUUGAACAGCGUCGAAGCGAGCUGGAGGAGGAAAUGAGGGAGAGCAAGGAAACACACCAGGCAGCCGUGGCGGCGCACAAGGAACGCGUUGCCACGCUGCAAGCCAUGGUGGACGAGCAGCAGGCGGCUGCUGCAACCGCUCAGCGCACACACGACAGUGACGUGGCCUCACUCAACAGCACCAUCGCGCAGCUCAAUCAACGGCUCAAUACAGCGGCGGAGGAGGCUGAGAAGGACGCAGCGGCGAGCGCGGAGAAGCAGCGCAAGACGCAAGGUGCGCUUGAGGAGACGCAGAAAGCUCUUGAGGACGCGCGGACGGAGCUUCGGCUUCGGGAGGCCUCGCUGACGCAGCUUGAGCAGAGCCUGGGCGAGCGUGAGGCGGAGCUGAGUGCGAGCGAGGCGGCACUUGGUGCGGCGCGCGAUGAGGCGUCCAAGGCGGCAGCGGAGGCGAGCAGCGCUGGGGAGCGAGCGCGUGCUGCUGAGGCGUCUGCACGGGAGCUUGAGGAGCGCGUUGCUGAGGCAGCGCGUGAGCUUGAGGUGCGUGAGGAGCUUGAUGCGCAGCUGCGGAGCGUGCGCGUUGAGCUUGAGAAGCAGCAGGAGGCGGCUGCGGCGAGCGACCAGAGCGCGGAGGUCGCGCGGCUGAAGAAGCUGUGCGGGGAGAAGAUGCGCGAGGUUGGCGAGCUGCAGGAGGCGCUUGAUGCGAGUGCGAGCGCGCGCAGUGAGCUUGAGGGCGAGUUGCGGCGAGCACAGGACGGACAGCGGGAGGCUGAGAAGGACGCAGCGGCGAGCGCGGAGAAGCAGCGCAAGACGCAAGGUGCGCUUGAGAGCCUGCAGAAGGAGCACGAGCGCGCGCGGACGGAGCUUCGGCUUCGGGAGGCCUCGCUGACGCAGCUUGAGCAGAGCCUGGGCGAGCGUGAGGCGGAGCUGAGUGCGAGCGAGGCGGCACUUGGUGCGGCGCGCGAUGAGGCGUCCAAGGCGGCAGCGGAGGCGAGCAGCGCUGGGGAGCGAGCGCGUGCUGCUGAGGCGUCUGCACGGGAGCUUGAGGAGCGCGUUGCUGAGGCAGCGCGUGAGCUUGAAGUGAAGCCGUGCGGCGUGCGUGAGGAGCUUGAUGCGCAGCUGCGGAGCGUGCGCGUUGAGCUUGAGAAGCAGCAGGAGGCGGCUGCGGCGAGCGACCAGAGCGCGGAGGUCGCGCGGCUGAAGAAGCUGUGCGGGGAGAAGAUGCGCGAGGUUGGCGAGCUGCAGGAGGCGCUUGAUGCGAGUGCGAGCGCGCGCAGUGAGCUUGAGGGCGAGUUGCGGCGAGCACAGGACGGACAGCGGGAGGCUGAGAAGGACGCAGCGGCGAGCGCGGAGAAGCAGCGCAAGACGCAAGGUGCGCUUGAGAGCCUGCAGAAGGAGCACGAGCGCGCGCGGACGGAGCUUCGGCUUCGGGAGGCCUCGCUGACGCAGCUUGAGCAGAGCCUGGGCGAGCGUGAGGCGGAGCUGAGUGCGAGCGAGGCGGCACUUGGUGCGGCGCGCGAUGAGGCGUCCAAGGCGGCAGCGGAGGCGAGCAGCGCUGGGGAGCGAGCGCGUGCUGCUGAGGCGUCUGCACGGGAGCUUGAGGAGCGCGUUGCUGAGGCAGCGCGUGAGCUUGAGGUGAGCCGUGCGGCGUGCGCGAAGCAGAAGGAACUGCGUGAGCAGGACCGGCGGGAGAUGGACGAGGCGCUGAGUGCGAGCGAGGCGACGUACGAGGCCGUGAAGACGGAGCAGGCGAAGCGGAUUGCGGAGCUCGAGCGCCUUGUCGGGGAGGCGCGUACGCGGGAGACGCAGGUGCGUGAGGAGCUUGAUGCGCAGCUGCGGAGCGUGCGCGUUGAGCUUGAGAAGCGGCAGGAGGCGGCUGCGGCGAGCGACCAGAGCGCGGAGGUUGCGCGGCUGAAGAAGCUGUGCGGGGAGAAGAUGCGCGAGGUUGGCGAGCUGCAGGAGGCGCUUGAUGCGAGUGCGAGCGCGCUGCAAGCCUGGAGCGAGCGUGAGGCGGAGCUGAGUGCGAGCGAGGCGGCACUUGGUGCGGCGCGCGAUGAGGCGUCCAAGGCGGCAGCGGAGGCGAGCAGCGCUGGGGAGCGAGCGCGUGCUGCUGAGGCGUCUGCACGGGAGCUUGAGGAGCGCGUUGCUGAGGCAGCGCGUGAGCUUGAGGUGAGCCGUGCGGCGUGCGCGAAGCAGAAGGAACUGCGUGAGCAGGACCGGCGGGAGAUGGACGAGGCGCUGAGUGCGAGCGAGGCGACGUACGAGGCCGUGAAGACGGAGCAGGCGAAGCGGAUUGCGGAGCUCGAGCGCCUUGUCGGGGAGGCGCGUACGCGGGAGACGCAGGUGCGUGAGGAGCUUGAUGCGCAGCUGCGGAGCGUGCGCGUUGAGCUUGAGAAGCAGCAGGAGGCGGCUGCGGCGAGCGACCAGAGCGCGGAGGUCGCGCGGCUGAAGAAGCUGUGCGGGGAGAAGAUGCGCGAGGUUGGCGAGCUGCAGGAGGCGCUUGAUGCGAGUGCGAGCGCGCGCAGUGAGCUUGAGGGCGAGUUGCGGCGAGCACAGGACGGACAGCGGGAGGCUGAGAAGGACGCAGCGGCGAGCGCGGAGAAGCAGCGCAAGACGCAAGGUGCGCUUGAGAGCCUGCAGAAGGAGCACGAGCGCGCGCGGACGGAGCUUCGGCUUCGGGAGGCCUCGCUGACGCAGCUUGAGCAGAGCCUGGGCGAGCGUGAGGCGGAGCUGAGUGCGAGCGAGGCGGCACUUGGUGCGGCGCGCGAUGAGGCGUCCAAGGCGGCAGCGGAGGCGAGCAGCGCUGGGGAGCGAGCGCGUGCUGCUGAGGCGUCUGCACGGGAGCUUGAGGAGCGCGUUGCUGAGGCAGCGCGUGAGCUUGAGGUGAGCCGUGCGGCGUGCGCGAAGCAGAAGGAACUGCGUGAGCAGGACCGGCGGGAGAUGGACGAGGCGCUGAGUGCGAGCGAGGCGACGUACGAGGCCGUGAAGACGGAGCAGGCGAAGCGGAUUGCGGAGCUCGAGCGCCUUGUCGGGGAGGCGCGUACGCGGGAGACGCAGGUGCGUGAGGAGCUUGAUGCGCAGCUGCGGAGCGUGCGCGUUGAGCUUGAGAAGCAGCAGGAGGCGGCUGCGGCGAGCGACCAGAGCGCGGAGGUCGCGGGGCUGAAGAAGCUGUGUGGGGACAAGAUGCGCGAGGUUGGCGAGCUGCAGGAGGCGCUUGAUGCGAGUGCGAGCGCGCGCGUUAGCUUGAGGCCGAGUUGUGGCGAGCACAGGACGGACAGCGGCAGCCUGAGAAUGACGCAUCGGCGAGGGCUGAUAAGCAUCGCGUCCAAGGCGGCAGCGGAGGCGAGCAGCGCUGGGGAGCGAGCGCGUGCUGCUGAGGCGUCUGCACGGGAGCUUGAGGAGCGCGUUGCUGAGGCAGCGCGUGAGCUUGAGGUGAGCCGUGCGGCGUGCGCGAAGCAGAAGGAACUGCGUGAGCAGGACCGGCGGGAGAUGGACGAGGCGCUGAGUGCGAGCGAGGCGACGUACGAGGCCGUGAAGACGGAGCAGGCGAAGCGGAUUGCGGAGCUCGAGCGCCUUGUCGGGGAGGCGCGUACGCGGGAGACGCAGGUGCGUGAGGAGCUUGAUGCGCAGCUGUGGAGCGUGCGCGUUGAGCUUGAGAAGCAGCAGGAGGCGGCUGCGGCGAGCGACCAGAGCGCGGAGGUUGCGCGGCUGAAGAAGCUGUGCGGGGAGAAGAUGCGCGAGGUUGGCGAGCUGCAGGAGGCGCUUGAUGCGAGUGCGAGCGCGCGCAGUGAGCUUGAGGGCGAGUUGCGGCGAGCACAGGACGGACAGCGGGAGGCUGAGAAGGACGCAGCGGCGAGCGCGGAGAAGCAGCGCAAGACGCAAGGUGCGCUUGAGGAGACGCAGAAAGCGCUUGAGGAGGCGCGGAAGGGCGCUGAUGCUGCAAGGCGGGAGCUUGAGGAGGCGAAGCAGGCGCAUGCCGGGGAGGUGAAGCGGCUUGAGGGCGCUGUUGCUGAGGCAGCGCGGGAGGAGGAAGCGCUGCGGGCGCAGCAGAAGAAGCUGCAGGAGCUGCGGGAGGAAGACAAGCGAGCCAUGGACGAGGCACUUGCGGAGAGCAAGGCGACGCACGGCAAGGUGCAGGGCGAGCUGAAGGACCGCAUUGCCGAGCUCGAGCGACGCCUCGACGCCACCAGCGAUGACAGCAAGCACCGUGAAUCCGAGCUUGCAAGCAAAGCACAGGACCUUGAGCAGCAGCUGGCAGCCCUUCGUGCCGUCAGUGAGACAGACAAGGCCAACCUUACGCGGCUGGAGUCUGAAGCCGCAUCCAGUGCUGAUGAGAUUGCGCGCCUUCAAGCACGUGUUGAUGAGCUGACACGUGCGCUGAGGGCGUGCGAGGAGAGCAAGCAGGACGAAGGCAACGCGCGCGCUGCCGCUGCCCAGGCAGAGAACCGGCGCCUGUCGCAGCAGGUUGCCGAGCUUGAGGCCAAGGCCCUUGCCCUGGAGGCACAGGUGGAGCAGCAACGGCGGGAGUGGGCGGCAGCGGUGGAGGAAGAGGCUGCAGCAGCCGCACAGCUGCGCACAGACCUGCAGGAGGCGAUGGCACGCGCGGCGCGGGCGGAGGAGGUUGCGGCCGCACACCAGGAGUUGGAGGACAUGCGGCCCGCAGCCGAGCAGGUGGCGGCGCUGACGGCGGAGUUGGAGCAGACGCAAGGAACUGACGCGCUGCGGGAGCGGUUGCAGCGGCGGGCGUCGUCGACAUCGUCGUCGUCGUCCAGGGUGGCGCGGUCCCCACGCCCGGAGACGCCAUCGCGGCGGCUGAGCAGCGCGUUUGUCAAGGCGUCGAAGGACGCGGUGCACAGGGCGGUGUCUGACGUGCUGCAGAAGCACGGGCUUGGGGACGAGCACGUGUCGUUCCUUGGUCGGGGUAAGUACCGGUUCCGGUAUGGCAACGACUUUAAGGUGGUGAAUGUGGCGCAGCGCGGCAACAACUUCAUGGUGCGUGUUGGCGGGGGCUGGGUGUCGCUUGACGAGUUUAUUCGGGAGUACGUGGAGAAGCACCGCUACCACUACCAGGACGCCAGCCUCGAAGACACAGCCGCCUUCAAGUUCAGCAAGAAGCACCACGAUGAAGUGCACAAGAAGAAGUAG